GUUUGUUUUUAUAACUUAUCUGCGGUAUGAGCGUUUUUAACUGUUGUUAUAUGCUUUCAAUGUCUGAGGAUGAUAAAUGUUUAUGACAAAAGCCCUAGUUACCGCACUUCUUUUCGAGCUGCCGACUUUUAUUCCCUUUUAUCAGCUUAUGAUGAAACAGUUAGUAGAAACCUUGGGAUAUCUCAUAGUAGUCAAGAUGAUGUAAAGAAAUCAUUCGUUUUUCAAGGAAAAGUAAAAAACCCUAGAAAGAACAAGGAUGAAGGAUCCUUUUCAAAAGAGAUCAGUAGUUCUGACUAUCAUAAACCCAAAACGCUUCAACAUUUAUUAGUAAACAACGAUGUUAAAGAGUAUUCGAAACAUAAUCCUAUAAUUUUUAAUGACCUUUGCCAACAAAGUCUAACAGGAUUUAGUUGUUCACUUCCACAGGCACUGGAGAAAAUUAGUUCUGACAUACAUAAUACAAAGUUUUGGACUGAUUUACAGACAAACAACAGUUUAAGUAUAAACAAAGACUCGCCAAAAUUUUCAAAUAAACAUCAAGUAAAAUUGUUAGACCAUUUAGAAAGUACAAGGGGGUCUAAUAUAGUAGUCAGACAAGUUGACGCGACUGCUGAAACGAUGACUAUUGGAUUACCUAACUGUCGAGCUUUACCAUCCGUCCAGAAAACACCUAGGAUAAUACGUGCAAGGAUAUUUUUUAAUCAAAUAAAAACUGGGUUAAAGGAACAUAUUGAAUGGCAUACAACCCAAUUACAACAAGCAGAAUUAGACCAAGAUGUAAUAUCAGCUAAUAAGGCAUUAGAAAAUGUCAAUCAAUUACAGCAUAGGUUGAAUACAAUUCGUUGUCUUGAACAUGAAUAUAUGAAACAUUGGAAGCUAUACAGAGAAAUCCGAGCACGUUCACAAGGUGAAUUUUAUUGUGAUCAAGUUAACAGUGGUAGUAGUGGAAGUGGCAAAAGUGGUGAAGAAAGUAUUCAGUUAAGUCAGUGUUCAACAAAUAUGAACAAUUCAUCACUUUUAUCUAAAAAUAAACUAAGCAAAUCAACAUUAGCUUUAACUGGAUUUAAUGGAUCAGAUCAUAUUCAACCAUCAACUACCACUGUCAAUACAACUAAUCCCUUUCAAAAUCAUUCUCACCAUAAUAAUAAUAGCAUUUGCGACACAACAAAUUAUUUACCAACCAUAAUAGAAAAACGUCCAAAAUAUUCUUCCUUAUUGAAUUUAAUACGACAUAAAUCAAAGAAAACGACAAAUAAUUAUUUAUUACAAAAUGAAAAUCGUCCACGUGCUGCUACAACAGCAUCACCUGUAACAACAACUGCGGUAGAUCAGAAGCAUUCAUUCUUACACUUGAAUAGAUCAAGUAAUUUAGAUUUAACAACAACUCAUAUACCAUUGAAAAAAUCUGCUACUCUAUUAACUCAUAACAAUAAUAGCCAUUACAAUAAGGGGUUAAGUAAAUCCAGGAGUAGUGCACGUGAUUUAGUAACUAAUGAUGCUAGUUUUAAACAGCAACAAGAAGUUUUAUUGAAACGUUUAUGUCAAAUAGAAGCUCAAACAGAAUAUUUAUCUGGUACACUGAUAUGCGAAGUGAUUGGAGUCAGUGGCUCAGUCUCCUCGUUAUCAAAAGAUGUUUUCAGGAUAUCACUUAAAUAUGAUACACCAGUGUUGUCUUCAAUAUAUGAACUAAAAAGUGAUAAGGAAUUGCCAGAUGUUGAACCACUGUAUACAUCAACUGUUCCUUUAAACCAGAAAGGUGGUUCAAAUGAUAAAUGGACAAUUACUGGUCGUCUCUUUUCUUCUUCAUCACUUUCUCCCUCCUCUUCUGCACAGAUUUCUAAUUCGUCGAAAUCGUCAGCUCACUUCCAAGCAACUUACUUAAAUGAUGUAAAUUUAAAAUUUCCUGAACAAAAAUGGGAUCAAACUAAGCAUAUUUUUAGUCCAACAAUUGGUGAUGUAUUAACAAUAAAAGUAGAUUUCAUGCGACGGUUCGGAAAACCAGAAACUCUUAUACAACAGGCAUGUGAUAUAUUAAAACUAAUCACUUUGAAAGGUCAUCAUAUAUCAGUCGGACUAAAAAAUUUCACUGAUCUCCAAUUUCAUUUUAUUCUCAAAUGGUGCCCAUUAGCUGAUACUAAAGAUGAUCGGAUGUUGUUUUACAAUUUAUCAACUAUUCAAUUAAACAAUUUCCUAGAUGAACAAAGACAAAGAACUUCAAGUGUUAAAAUGAUAUUAAAUGAAGGAGAGAUAAAUGAUUAUUCAUCACCCAAAAUGGAUUAUUCUAAUAUUAAACGAUAUCAUACAAAUUUAAUAUCAUCUGAAUUCGAUAAUAGAUAUAAUGAACCACAACAACUUCGUCAUCAUUAUCAUCAUCAUCAUCAACAACAAUUAACUAAUUUAAUAAAAACUGAGACAUGUUCCAGUGAGUUUAUUAUUCCACAAGAUAAUUCAGAUUCUAGUGAUUUAGAAAAUAAAGGAAGUGUAACAAUCCUAACAGUCCGGUCUAAUAGAAGGACCCCUAGUCGGUAUGGUGAACAGAAUAAAUGUCACUCAAAACUUCCGAAGUGGAUUUCUUUGCCAGAUCUUGAAACCCAUGAGCUGAGUGAACCAGAAUUGAUGUCACCAGAAAUCAGAAUAAUUACCGUACGUACUCAUCAGAAUCACGAAAACAGAGGUCAUCAAAAUAACUAUGUUGAUAUUGCAGACACCAACAUUAUUAAUACUACAAAUAGUCAUAAUAAUUAUUAUGAUAACAUGGACAAUCAUACCUAUAUUUCCGAAUCAAGUACACAAGACAUAGAACUAACGCAAGAAAGACAAACAGAACAACCAGUACCUAUCAACGAUAGAACAUCUGUGAAAAUCAAUACAAUACAAACAGCAGAAUCGAGAUUGUUGAUAUCAAAACCUACAAAUAACCAAUUAUCUGAACAUUUAAGUAAAUUAAAAGACAAAGUUGAUAUUAAAAUAAGAAUACAUGAUGAUCCUACAGGAUUACUCAAAGAUUUAGAUAAGGCUAUUACAAACCUUGUUAAACAAUUAGAGAACAAUUCAUAUUGGUUUAAUCAACUUUACGUUUCAAAUAAAGCUCAAAAUCCGAAAUCCAUUAUUUCUUCACCAGUAAAACCAAUGGAGAAAAAUAUUGACGAAAAAAACACUCUGAAAUCCUUAUGGGAAUCAUUGGCGUUUUUAGAUGAACCAGAAAAAUCGUUUGAUGGUUAUAUUGAAGACGGAUCAACAUCAUCUAUAUCAGGUUCUUCCCAUUCAGUUAGAGUUUUUGAAAAGACAAAUAUUUAUACAUGUGAUAGUGAUCAGAUUAUCAAAACUACAGGUUGGACGCAAUUAGAUUUAGCAUUGAUAUGGCAUUUGAACUAUACCAUACGUUUACUUGACAAAGUGUAUCCUGAUCACUUGUAUGUAAGCAGCUCACAAACAUUAUUAUCAGCUCAGUCGUCUGUUUCUGAUGUUUCUGACAAAACAAUAAACAACUAUACACACAAUGGAUCAUUGAGUUCAGUGCGUAACUCAGUUCAUUCAGCUUGGUCUACCUUGCCUUUAUUAGAGCAGGUAGAAUUCUUUAAUGAGGUUGAGAGCCUCUGUCAGGGAAUUAUUGAUGAUCUACAAACAGUUGAAUCUAACUAUUUAUUGAAAGUUUGUGGGGAUGGAAAACCAUACUCUACUUUAAGGUUUACAUGUUUUCUUUCGAAGUUAAUUUGGCCUGUAGAAAAUAAUAACACUGUAACUUUGUCAGAUGAUUUAUCUUCACCACAAAUCAUUUUUGAUCGUGAUGCAUUUCGUGAAACUUUACUAAGAUUUUAUGAAAAGGAUGUGGUUCCUAGAUGGUCGAAAGAUAUGGCUAACGGAGUAAUCGACCAUUUUAUAGAAGAUGUGUUGGACCUUCAAGUGAAUGGUUCUGAAUUAUCUACUAUUCCCCUGACCCAUUUAAAUUUACGUCUAAAACUUUCUGAAAGAAUGGAAUCCACUGUUUUAUCAAAUCGUUUAUCAGAUCAGCAUAAUCGAGAUCAAUUAAAACAGUUUAAUGUUUAUUUUAUACAACUACUUUCUUAUUUAGCUGGACAAUUAUAUAUUCAGUGGAAUCUAGAAAAUGCUUAUUCCUCCCGUACCUUGUCAACCCUACCUUAUUUCACGAGAGCAUUACAACCAAUAUUUGGAUUAAAUGUUCUAUUAAGUGAUGUAGGAGUAGAUCCAAGCUAUCUAGAACAAAUAGAAUAUGGUCUAGAUAUGAGAAGUACUGAAUUGGCUGCUUGUCAUUCCACUCAGACGUGGUUACGAGUUGCUGAACUAGUAGGAAACCAUGAUGAAGAGAUUAAUAAGAAAGCAAUUAUGUUGUUAAAAUCAAUGAAUGAAAAGAUAUAUAAAGUUUUCCAACACAUAACAAAUUUAAAACAAAAGUUGCACUUAUCAAAUGAUGUACAAAUGCUUCAGGGAACAAAUAAUCAUAUUAAUGAUUAUCAUCAAUUAAUCCAAAAGAAUAGUAGAAAUACAGUUCGACGUCCUAUUUUUUAUUUAAUGGGACCACCUAUUCAUAUUCAAUAUUGUUUGAAUAAAAAUUGCAUUAAACAAAAUUUAAAUUCAUUAUCACCAAUAUGGAUUAGUAUGAUAUGGGGUUUAGAACAAAAAUCUAAUAUUAAACGAAUAGCUGCAUUAAAAGCAUUAACUGUACUCAUAGAAUCACAGAUAAACGAAACAAUAAAAACAACACAAAAUAAUAAUGCAAAUAAUAAAAAUUGUAAACUAUGUGGAAAUACAAAUGAUUCAAUUACAAAUUCAACAUUAUUACAACUUUUAAAUAAUAUGCAUUCAAAUGAUUCGGAUCCAUUGGUGAAGAAUCUAGCUGGACAAAUUAUUGACAGAAUUACUACAAGAUCUAAUACUGAAUCACACAAUGAACAAAUAACUAAACCUACUCGUCUCCUGAAAACAAUAUGGACUAAAUUCAGUACUGCAGAAAAUUUACCCUCCAAACCGUCAUAUAUCUUUCAACGAUAAUAACUGAGAUUCACAUUAAUCUACAACCAUUUUACAGUCACUGUAUUUUCAUACAUAGUUUGUACAGCUAUUUGUUUUAGUGCUGUAUGAUAACGAAAAUUUCGACUAGGAAAUAUUUACGCCUUUAAAAUUAAGAACAAGAACUAAGAUAGAUAAAGGCAAUGAAAGGAGUUAAACCACAUUUUCGAAUAUUUGGCAUUAAAUUAUUUAAAAUUCUCUCAACAUAAUUCUGAAAAUGUAGAAAGAAGGUCUCUAUAUGACUAAGUAUUCUAAGUCUAAUUGUGAAACGGAAUAUUAAGGUGUACUUUGUAAAUAUUACAUGAUAAUAAUGAACAAAUACUUUAUCUAAACAAAGCGAGAACAAUAAGAUUUUAAGAAAAAGUGGAUUCAUCCUAUUUCAGAUUCUUUUUAUCAACUGUGAACAGCUAAAAGUUACAAUAAGUACUUUAGUUAAUAAAGUUGAAAUGUAUGUUCGAAAGCAGUGUGAACAUCGUAAUAGCAGGAAGAAGACAAAAGUUUUAACACUAAGGAUAGUAAACGUUGAUAUGCAAAAACAAAAAUUAGUUUUAUUUCUAAAUCUAUUAAAGGCACUAAAUAUAUGGAACAACUUGGUCAUUUUGAGAAUUCAAUCAGGUAUUUAUGUUAUCGGGAAACGAUAUCACCUAACAUACUGAUGAUCAUUAUUUACGUACUGACAUAUCAUCAUCGAAAUAUUACAAGAUUGAUAUAACAACUAAUUACUAAAACGUAAAAAUUUUCACCCAACUAGAGGAUUUCCCGAUUCUCCUGUAUUUAUGUAUUGAAAACUUGAGAUAGGAUUACUUAGAACUGUUUGCAGUAUCGUAUUCGUAUUCCUCAUUCUUCUACACCUUCAAAGACUAAGGAUUUGAACCUGUGGUCGUGAUACAAUCAAUAAUAGAAAUAAUUGUUAGCGUUGAGCUUGCAAUUACUUCAUUAUCACAUAAUCAAAAAUACAGUCUGAUAAAACUUGGAAAGAAAACGAGAUGUCUAAUAAAAAUAAGCAGCUAGAUGUGAAGUACACAGAUGUAGUAUGAACGUUAUUUAUUGGCAUUAAAAGUAAUUGGAAAACAAUGUGGACUUUCAAUAAUUUCGGUAGAAUAACACCAAAAACAGGUUAGACAGUAAGCCAAAUGUAUCUAAUGUACUUUGCCUCUGUGUAUUACAAAUAACUAGUGAAUAAGAAUACAGUAGAAUACUUAUUUCUAUGUUCUACAUAAUAGGAAUAAAACUUGGUUUAAGAAUUGCGUAUCAGUCUAUUCAAUACAAAAAGUCUGCUAAGUCCGCACCUUCGACAAACUGGUCAAGAAAGGUGGUCCAAAUUUCAAUGCUGCCACUUUACAUUUAUUCGUAGAAAGAGCAGCAUCAGUAUUCACGAUAAACAUAAUAAAAGAUACCUUAAAUUUUAUGAAGUAAAAAAGUCGUUUUAUUCCUUUAUAAGUUCGACUGACCGUCUACUGUAAUUUUGUGCAGACUACAACCCGUUUCUGGAUAGCACUAAUGACCGGCACAGUCAUCGCCGAUGUGCUUUCUCAUGUCCCUUCACUGCACCUCAAACCUACACUCAGAUUGAUCACAACGCGAUUAGCUACCGCUGUCGUAGUUGCGUGCAAGACAGUCUCUCCUUCUGGAGUACCUAUCUGGACUCUGAUCAUGCCCUUGUCUGAGCUAAUCUUAUCUUACGUUUCAGUCGACCACUUUUGCUCUAUGCUUGUGAAACCUGGCCUCUCCGUGUUGAGGAUGUUAGACGACUUUCGGUGUUUGAUCAUCGUUGUUUCCAAAGGAUUGCUGACAUCCAGUGGCAACGCCAUGUUAGUAAUGCAGAGGUCCGGCAUCGUGUGUUCGGGCACAGAGAUGAUAAUGCAAUCGAUGUCACCAUCUUGAAACACCUACUUCAGUGGCUUGGACAUGUUCUACGAAUGUCGUCCCAGAGAAUUACUUGUCAUACAUUAUUUGCUAACACUGGGACUGGUUGUGAAAAGCCGAGUGAUCAGCACAUAGCUUAGCGUCAUAUUAUGAAAAAAAGCUGUACAGGACUUGCUUCUGUUGGACCUUCACGACUCCCUGGUUGGGGUCCUGGAGACAGUGAAACACAGUGGCUUCAGAUGUUAUCAAAAACGGCUCAGAGUAGAAGCCAGUGGCGAUCCUGCUGUGACUCCACUUUCUUCACAAAAGUAAACGUGAUUUCUUUGACUAGAAAUUCUUUCUUGUAUUUUUUUCUCUAAAUGAAUUGUUCAUCACAUUAUUAUCAUUAUUACUAUCACUAGUAUAGUUACUAUUACUAUUGUUAUUUCACUCUCAUUCACCAAUUUCUGUUCGUUGUUGCUUUUCCUUUAUAAUACUAACCCUUCAUUCUCUAGUUCUUCACAACCUUAUUAUUAUCGUGUGGCGCAUAUGUAUUUAGUGCCCCUUUGUACUAACUUUUAUGUGUCCAAAUAAAUAAAUUAUAAGAUGAAAAUGCUUAGCCUUCAUAAGUUAUUUGUAUCAAUGUUUCAAAAUAUAAACACGAUACUUAGUCAACAUUAGGACAUGAACAAUUGAGAAAUAAAUUGUAAAUAAACAUAUCUCAGUAGAAAGUAAACUUAAAGACAGUAAUGGUACACUUGUAGUAUGUACUAAUUAAUCCAAAAAGAUAUUUACAACCUUUUAUACUUAUGAAGAAAAAACACCGAAUCCAAU
Molecule: messenger RNA, 7707 nt
Organism: Schistosoma haematobium
Lineage: Eukaryota; Metazoa; Platyhelminthes; Trematoda; Strigeidida; Schistosomatidae
Exons: 16
Coding region: 70-5010 (1646 amino acids)
Source: RefSeq, a predicted model, not a curated record